CUGCGCAGGUCUCUGAUCAUAGAAUUUGACGUUGCAUGGCGAAUUCCUUUGACCACGGAAAAUAAUAUUUUGGAAAUGGAUAAUUUUAAUAAAAAAGAAAUCAUACAGGCAAUUUUAAUUGCCGAUAACAAUAUGGAAAAUUUCCGUCCCUUGUCCGACACAAAUUCAACGGCUCUUUUACCUUUGGUGAAUGUUACCAUGUUGGAUUAUGCCCUGGAGGCUUUAAACCGUAGUGGCAUUGAAGAGGUAUUUGUAUUUACCAGUUUGUAUUUACAAAAUGUAAGGGAACAUAUAGAAAAAGGAAUUGCAUCAUUGUAUUCUUGGUCGGUUAAUAUGAAAGUUCAUGUGAUCGGAGGCGAAGGCUGUAGAUGUUUUGGUGAUGCCAUGCGUGAGUUGGACGCCAAAGCUUUGAUACGUGGUAAUUUUGUACUUUUGGGAGCCGAUACAGUAACAAAUGCCGACUUGAGGCCCAUAUUUGAACAACACAAGAAAACUGUAAAAUAUGAUAAAGGUGCAGCAGCUACCCUUAUUUUUAAAGAGGCCGAACAUCAUUUGAGAUCUGGUAAUGAAAUUAUGAUUGCAAUGGACGUUCAAAACAAUCGUUUGCAUCAUCAUCAACGUUUGAGUCUAAAUGAGAAAGAAACUCAUUUCGAUAUACCUUUGGAAGUGUUCAUGCUUAAUUCUCAAGUGGCUUUACUGCAUAACCUGCUCGAUCCUCAAAUUGCUAUUGGUUCACCCUCCAUGUUGUCUUUGUUUUCGGAUAAUUUCGAUUUUGAGACACGUGAUGAUUUCGUAAGAGGCAUAUUGAUUAAUGAGGAAAUCUUAGAUAGCCGCAUCUAUGUUUCUCUUUUACCUCGCGAACAAUAUGCCCGUAAGGUUAACAAUUGGUUGACUUAUCAGAUAGUAAGCAAUGACAUCAUAAAUCGUUGGCCUUAUCCUUUAGUACCCGAUAUGGGUAUUGUGGAUUUGAAACAACAAUAUAUUUUUCUAAAGAAUAAUAUCUAUAAAAGUCCUACUGCUAGUUUGGCUAAAGUAACGUUGGGCGAAAAUGUUGUAGUACACAGGAAUAGUGUUGUAGGAGCCGGUUCAACAUUGACGUGUUCUGUAGUGGGACAAAAUGUUAAAGUUGGACAAAAUUGCCGUAUUGUUAAUGCAUUUUUGUUGGAUAAUGUGGUUGUAGAGGAUAAUUGCUGUUUGGAAUUUUGUGUUGUUGGCGAGAAUACAGUGGUGAAAGCCAACACAGAACUAAAAGAAGGCUGUGUAGUGGGAGAGGGUUGUGUGCUACCAGCUAAAACAAUAUUAACAAAAUCUUUGGUUAAAAAUAAAGCAGAAGGUGCGAUUCGUAGUAAAAAUACUUAUAUACGAAUUAAUCAAUUUGAUUAUAUUUUAGAUUCAUCUUUAAGAAAGCUUGGCGACAAAGCCUUUGUAAUAGACGAUAAAGUGGACAACCGAACAAUAUCUGAAAAUGAAGAUGAUCGAGAUAUAUUUACGGUUAAAACUGUUGCACCCAAAAUGAUGAAAUUGCCGCUAUAUCAAGAAGAAAGUGAUUACUUUUCCAGCAGUGAUGAGGAAGAUUCACAACCUUGUUCACCCCUACCCGAUGAUACUAAUAUUUUCUUAUCGGAAGUGGUUGACUCUUUGUCCAGAGGUUUCCAAGAGAAAUCUAAUCCUGAUUUUCUUAUACUCGAAAUUAAUUCCUCACGUUAUGCCUACAACAUGUCACUCAAAGAGGUCAAUUUUAAUGUGGUUAAAGCGAUUUUCAGUUUACCCACUAUUAAGGAGCCAUUAAAUAACAAUGUUUUAGUGGCGAUUAAUGCCGUACUAAAGCAAUUGGGUCCUGUCAUGACAAACUAUAUUAAAAGUGAAGAUGCCAUGUUGGAUUGUCUGAAAGCUUUAGAGGAUAUUUAUGAAGAGAACGAAUUUGUUCGUGAGAAAAUUUCUCAAAUUGUUCAUUAUUUAUACGAUAAAGACUUUGUAACGGAAGAAGCUGUUUUGUCAUGGUAUGAAGAUUUAGAUGAAGACAAUCAUGCCACCUUACGCAAAAGUCUGUUUAAACUAAUCGAAUGGCUACAACAAUCCUCUGAUGAGGAUGAAGAUGAUGAUAGUGAUUAGGUAUUUCCUACCGUUUGUUAAGUCGUGUUUUUUUUAUAAUCUGCGAAAUGUUUUUUUUAAUUUAAAAAUUAAAGAAUAAAACAAAUUAAAAUA
This is a messenger RNA of Lucilia cuprina (Australian sheep blowfly), 2205 nucleotides long. RefSeq names its product translation initiation factor eIF-2B subunit epsilon (gene eIF2Bepsilon). Gene Ontology annotation, molecular function: translation initiation factor binding; guanyl-nucleotide exchange factor activity; translation initiation factor activity. The record is from RefSeq and is a predicted model, not a curated record. NCBI's taxonomy places the organism in Eukaryota, Metazoa, Arthropoda, Insecta, Diptera, Calliphoridae. Gene Ontology annotation, biological process: biosynthetic process. The coding region runs from base 76 to 2112 and encodes 678 amino acids. The transcript has 6 exons. Gene Ontology annotation, cellular component: eukaryotic translation initiation factor 2B complex.